AUGAAGAUCCUUUAUCUGCUCUUCGCUGUUCUUAUCCUUGCAUUCCUGUCUCAACCAGGGAAUGCCCAAGACCGCUGUCAUAGCAUAAGAGGACGCUGCUAUCCCAAUCGGUGUCCUGGUGGCCUGGACCAUGGGCAAGUGGAUUGUAGAUACAGAUGGAGGUGCUGCCCUUGGUGGAAAAUGAUGCCAUCUCCAUCUACCACCCUGGAUGUCUUCAAGAUAUGGCCAAUGACCUGA
Messenger RNA from Thamnophis elegans (Western terrestrial garter snake), 237 nucleotides. Its product is annotated as crotamine CRO1-like. The coding region runs from base 1 to 237 and encodes 78 amino acids. NCBI's taxonomy places the organism in Eukaryota, Metazoa, Chordata, Lepidosauria, Squamata, Natricidae. The transcript has 3 exons. The record is from RefSeq and is a predicted model, not a curated record.